Molecule: messenger RNA, 3129 nt
Organism: Triticum aestivum (bread wheat)
Lineage: Eukaryota; Viridiplantae; Streptophyta; Magnoliopsida; Poales; Poaceae
Product: receptor-like protein EIX2
Exons: 1
Coding region: 25-2958 (977 amino acids)
Molecular function (GO): protein binding
Source: RefSeq, a predicted model, not a curated record
CAUAGAACCACAGAAAGAGCCCCAAUGGAGAAACGUCUACUCUCCAACAUCUACAUAGUAAUUAUAUAUGCUCUUCUCUGGUUCACCCGAUGCAAGAGCUUUGUUGAGUUAUCAUCAUCCUCUGCCAAUCCAAACGAUACGGGCACUGGCUGUAUUCCCGGUGAGAGGUCCGCGCUUGUUGGCUUCAAAGCAGGCCUCUUGGACCCUGAAAACCUCCUUUCAUCGUGGAAAGCUGAAGAUUGCUGCAGAUGGAAGGGUGUCCACUGCAGCAGCAGAAACGGCCAUGUUGUCAAGCUCGAUCUCCCAGGUCGUGGUUGUGACCCCAACCUCUAUGUGCGGACGCAAGUGCUAGGAGGCACCAUUAGCUCCUCACUACUUGGUCUACAACGUCUACAUUAUCUCAACCUCAGCUGCAAUGGAUUCUAUGGCAUGCAAAUACCUGAGUUCAUGGGUUCUCUCCACAAGUUGAGGUAUCUCGAUCUAUCGGGGCUAACCUUCACUGGAAGGAUACCACCACAGCUGGGUAAUCUCUCCAACUUACAAUACUUAAAUCUCGCUUCUUACACAUACUCCAAUGAUAUCACCUGGUUGUUACAACUAACUUCCCUUGAGCACCUGGACCUGAGCUACGUGAACCUCAGCACAAUCGUCCACUGGCUUCCGGUGGUGAACAUGCUUCCAUCUCUGAAAUUUCUUGGUCUUAGUAGUUGCGAUCUUAGAACUAACCUUGGUUCACUUCAGAUUUCAAAUCUGACUUCUCUUGAAACACUUGACCUUUCUGGCAAUAGCUUCCAUAGACGUAUCACACCUAACUGGUUUUGGGGUUUGACUAGCCUUAAGUACCUAGAUAUCUCAGGGAAUGGUUUCUUUGGACAAUUUCCGGAGGACGUAGGUAAUAUGACCUCCAUAGUAAAGCUUGUUCUAUCACGGAACAACCUUCUAGGCAUGAUACCAUCGAACCUGAAGAACCUAUGUCGCUUGGAAGUAUUCGAUGUACAGGAAAACAACAUCAAUGGAGACAUAACAGAAUUCUUCCUCCGCUUGCCUAGUUGUUCAUUGAAUAAGUUGACUCACUUGUAUCUACCUUCCAGCAAUUUGACAGGAAGACUACCAACCAAACUAGAACCGUUAAGCAAUCUGAUCAGCCUUGAUCUCAGUCAUAACAAGCUCACUGGUCCUAUGCCACUGUGGAUAGGAGAGCUGGCAAAGCUAACCGAACUAGACCUGAGCUACAAUAACCUAGAUGGUUUCGUACAUGAAGGUCAUUUCUCAGGCCUAGAAAGUUUGGAGAGUUUGUGGUUGUCUAAUAAUUCUAUAAUGUUCGCAGUGAAUUCGACAUGGGUUCCUCCUUCAAAUCUAACGAAUAUCGAACUUCGGUCAUGCUUUCUCGGGCCUAAAUUCCCAUCAUGGCUUAGAUGGCUAACACGUCUAGACAAUCUUGAUAUCUCAAACACAAGCAUAUCUGACAUGAUGCCGGAUUGGUUUUGGAUAACGGCUUCCACUGUUAAAGCUCUAAAUAUGCAACAUAACAAAAUUAGCGGUUAUUUACCUUUUACAAUGAAUUUUACAAGAGUAGUUGCAAUUGAUCUUAGUUCUAAUCUUUUCAGUGGCCAAAUACCUAAGCUUCCCAUUCAUUUGACUGAGUUGUAUCUUAGUAGAAAUAAUUUAGAUGGGCCACUACCAUUAGACUUUGGAGCACCGAAAUUAAGAACACUUAUUCUAUUUGACAACUCCAUCCCUGGCGCCAUACCCUCUUCCUUGUGCACAAUGCAAUUACUACUUCUGUUGGAUAUCUCCAAAAAUAAGCUAACUGGACCAUUUCCUGACUGUUCUGCUAAUAGAUCCACAAUAAAUGGCACAGGUAUUCGUAAUCUAAGCCUCAGAAACAACCACCUCUCGGGUGAAUUUCCUUCAUUUCUCGAACACUGCCCACAACUUGUCUUUCUUGAUCUUGCACACAACCAUUUUUUUGGAACUUUGCCAACAUGGAUUCCUGAGAAAUUGCCAUAUUUGGCUUUCUUACGGCUGCGGUCGAAUAUGUUUUAUGGUCACAUUCCAGAGGAGCUAACAGAGCUAGUUAAUCUUCAGUAUUUGGACCUUGCCUACAAUAAUAUAACGGGGAUCAUACCAAAAUCUAUUGUUAACUUCAAAGGGAUGACUGCUGCGAGUGAUCAUUUUGACGAUGAUUAUACAUUUCAAGCUGCUUUCAACUUCGGUCAUGGAUGGACAGAUGGCUACACAUACCAAGAAUUGUCAAUUCAUUAUAAUGACUUGGUCACCUAUACAGAGAAUUUUACUGUAGUCACAAAGGAUCAAGAGAGAUUAUAUACAGGAGAGAUCAUAUAUAUGGUGAAUCUUGAUUUAUCAUGUAAUAAUCUUAUUGGAGAUAUUCCCGAAGAAAUUAGCACUCUUGUCGAACUGAAGAACCUGAACUUAUCGUGGAACACCUUCAGCGGAAAAAUUCCUGCGAAUAUUGGCGCCUUGGCGCAAGUGGAGUCACUCGACCUAUCACACAAUGAGUUGUCCGGUGGAAUCCCUGCCAGCUUAUCAACUCUCACAUCAUUAAGUCGCUUGAACAUGUCCUAUAAUAACCUGACCGGAGAGGUACCAUCUGGAGAUCAACUGCAAACACUUGAAGAUCCAGAAUAUAUUUAUAUUGGCAACCCAGGCCUCUGCGGUCCUCCUCUCUCACAGAAAUGUUCACAACCCGAGUCAAUUCCAGCUACUCCAGAACACCAUGAUGAUUUAAACGAUGUGGCAUCAUUUUUCAUCGCUAUGGGUUCUGGAUAUGUUAUGGGUCUCUGGGUAGUCUUCUGUACCUUCUUAUGCAAGAGGAAAUGGAGAGUUAAGUGGUACCACGUCUGCGACGGUUUGUAUGACCGGGUCUAUGUGCAAGUGGCAGUUACAUGGACUUCUUGGACAAGGAAAAAAUGCGCAGAAGCUGAGAGCGAUCACUAGCUCACGCUGGUUUUCCUUUUGCUAUCACGUAGAGUGUGGGGAUUUUACCAUGUAUCAAUGUAUUUAUAGUAUCGUACUAUACUACUAUUGUUUCAUAAAUAUGUAUUUGAGGAUUAUGCCUUAGAAUAAGGUUUGGGUAUGUAAAGCUGAUGUGUAAUGAAUAAUGCCAGG